Triticum turgidum subsp. durum (durum wheat) is the source of this 615-nucleotide messenger RNA. NCBI's taxonomy places the organism in Eukaryota, Viridiplantae, Streptophyta, Magnoliopsida, Poales, Poaceae. The record is from the annotation of a GenBank genome assembly.
AUGACCAGUAGAAUGGUUGGUAACCCUAGGAGGCACAGGCACAGGGAUGCUGUGUCAGGUGUCGAAAGGCAGGCAAGGCAACUACUGUCUACUGCUACCGACGUUAAACAUCCGCUAACACUGAGCAAAAAUGCCAUCAUGCGCCAGGAGAGCUCCAUCUUCUUCUUUUUUGCUGAGAUUGGUGCUGCUGCUUGGAGUAGACGCCAGCUUUGUGGCAGAGGAAGAGGCAGAGGCAGAGGAAGGACGGCGGCCAUUGCCAGGAGCCAUGAAGACAAAGGAAGCAGCGGUGAAGAGGUCGUGCCUGCAAGAAAGAGGAGAGGGAGGCCGCAGAAGCACUUCGCCGAUAAAACCGAACAGGUUGAUGUUGAGAAUUUCGUAGAAGAUGUCGAUGGCGGCGAUGAAGAUGGCAAAGAUGUUAAACUGAAUGCAAGUGCUGGUGUGAAGAGAGGCAGGCCACUGAAGGAGAGCCCCAACAUGGUCCUGGAAGAGAACAGCAAUUCCAGCGUUCGAUCAAGCAGCGAUGAAUCGGCCAGGACCAAUGGGUUCAGGCAGAUUGGGAACCGGAGGAAGAGCACGCCCCGGCGAGCAGCGGAGGCAGGGCUGGAAUGCAAGUAG